Molecule: messenger RNA, 1658 nt
Organism: Alligator mississippiensis (American alligator)
Lineage: Eukaryota; Metazoa; Chordata; Crocodylia; Alligatoridae
Gene: PARD6A
Product: par-6 family cell polarity regulator alpha
Exons: 3
Coding region: 77-1180 (367 amino acids)
Biological process (GO): centrosome cycle; establishment or maintenance of cell polarity; regulation of cellular localization
Cellular component (GO): nucleus; cell cortex; apical plasma membrane
Molecular function (GO): protein kinase C binding
Source: RefSeq, a predicted model, not a curated record
CAGGAGCAGUAGGCAGUGCGGGGCGGGGAGGCGGCGGGAGGAGCUGCGGGCCCGGCCCGGCCCAGCCCGGCCCAGCAUGGCCAAGCACCAUCGCACCCCGGCGCGGAGCCCGGAGCCGGUCAUCGAGGUCAAGAGCAAAUUUGACGCUGAGUUCCGUCGCUUUGCCAUGAAGCGCUCCAGCGUGGGUGGCUUCCAGGAAUUCUACCAGCUGAUACAGACAGUCCAUCAGAUCCCUUACGUAGAUGUGCUGUUGGGAUACACAGACAUUCAUGGGGACUUGCUACCCAUCAACAAUGAUGAUAACUACCACAAAGCCCUCUCAUCCGCCAACCCGCUGCUCAGAAUCAUCAUCCAGAAGAGGGCUGAAGCGGACUGCAGUGUGUUUGCCUCAAACUCCCUGCAGCGGAAGAAGAAGGGGCUGCUGCGGCCAGCGCACCACCGGGCCAAGCCGCAUAUCCUGAUUGGACUGCCCCAGGACUUCCGGCAAAUUUCCUCCAUCAUCGACGUGGACAUCCUGCCCGAGACGCACCGCCGUGUCCGCCUGCAUAAGCAUGGCUCUGACAAGCCGCUGGGCUUCUACAUCCGUGACGGCAUCAGUGUCCGUGUGGCCCCCCAAGGUGUUGAGAAGGUCCCUGGCAUCUUCAUCUCCCGCCUGGUCAAGGGUGGCCUGGCUGAGAGCACAGGGCUGCUGGCUGUCAAUGAUGAGAUCCUGGAGGUGAACGGCAUUGACGUGGCUGGCAAGUCCCUGGACCAGGUGACGGACAUGAUGGUGGCUAACAGUCACAACCUCAUCAUCACCGUCAAGCCAGCCAACCAACGCAACAACGUCAUCCGCAGCAGCAAGGCCUCCGGCAGCUCAGGCAUGUCAACGGACAGCACACCCAGCCAGCAGACACCCAGCCCUGCCUCCCAGUACCUGAGCAACUACAGCACAGCUGAGGGUGAGAGCGACGAAGAAGGCGACCUCAUUAUUGAGAACGAUAGUGCCCCCCACUACAUCCCGGCCACCUGCCCCAAUGGUGGCAGCCUCCUGGACAGGAGCUUUCAACAGAGCCUUUCCCUGAACAGCUCCCAGGGCUCGCUGCACUCCCUGAACAGUCACAAUGGCAGCGGGGGCAGCCCAAGCCAGGGCAGCCACAGGGGCAGCCUGCGGGAGGACGGCACAGUCCUCACCCUAUAGCCAGCAACCCACCAGGGGGCUGACCUCCUGCACCGGCCAGGUCUCUUGGAGCAUUUCUGUAUCAGGCCUCAACUGUGCCAGCCCCUUGCUAGGUGGGGCAAGACACAGAAGCAAGGGCACUGGGAUGCCACCCAGGGCCCACACCUGCCCUCUUCUCAGGCAUUAAGGUAUGCUGGCACUUAUUGGGACCUGCCAGGAGGGUGGUAGCUGGGACUAGGGCAUGGGGGCCCAGCCCUGGCUCCCUGACCCCUCCCUACAGAUGCUGCCCCUUCUCUGGAGCUUACCUUCCCCUUCCCCUUCUUUGGGGAACCAAAGUGGUGUUUCUUUGUCUUACUGGACACUGCCUGUGACAGCCAUGCCCAUGCUUCCCUCCCCCACCCCCCCCAUCCCCUUCCAAUCAAGUGUUUUUUAAUUGUUUUAUGAGAAUAUGCAUCACAAAUUAAUAUAUUGUAACAGGACAUUAAACCUUUUCUAGGAA